This is a messenger RNA of Strongyloides ratti, 1458 nucleotides long. RefSeq names its product Protein of unknown function DUF858,methyltransferase-like family-containing protein. Lineage: Eukaryota; Metazoa; Nematoda; Chromadorea; Rhabditida; Strongyloididae. The record is from RefSeq and is a predicted model, not a curated record. Bases 1 to 1458 code for a protein of 485 amino acids. The transcript has 2 exons.
AUGAUAAAAAAUGAAAAUAAAAUUGAUAUUACUGUACCUGUUAGAUCAAUUAUUGAUGAUAAAAAUAUACAUUUAAAUGAACUUUUUUUAAAUAUUAAAAAAACCACAAAUAAUAAUACUUUAAAAGAAAAAGUAAACUAUGAAAAAGAUAUUGAAAAAAUUCGAAUAAAAUCAAAUAAUGAUAGCUUUUCUUUUAUACCAAUUCAAUUGAAAAAUAAGACUAUAUUAAAUAUUAAUACUGAAUUAAAUUAUCUUUUGUUAAAAUCAAAUAAUUUACAAAAAAAAGAAAAUCAUCACGAAUAUUUGAAACACUUUCAAGUUCACGAUGAUAAUGAAAAAAUUGACAUUAUUAAUCAUGAUCAAGAUUAUUUUUCUUAUGACACUGAAUCUUUUCAUGUUAUAUUUACUAACAGAUUUUUUACAUAUUUAAAUGAUAAUGAUGUUAUUAAUUUCUUUUCCUCUUGCUUAACUUGGAUAAAAGAAGAUGGUUUUUUAAUCAUUAAUGAACCAUGUAUACCACUGAUUUCAGAAAUUACAUCUGUUGAAAAUUAUUUACUUCCUCAAAAAUACUCAAGAAGUGCUUUAAAUUAUAUAAAUACUAUUGAAUCUAUAAGAAUAAUUGAUAAAUUUGGAAAUGUUUGGAAAUUUUAUAUAGAUGUUUUAACUUCUAAUCAAACAUACAUUAAUUAUGAAAAAGAGUGGAGAUAUCUUAUGUUAAGGGCAAAAAAGUGUAGAACAAAUUUAAAUAAUAUAGAAGUAUCAAAGAUUAAUUCUGUAAAACAUUUAUUAGAAAAACUUACUAUACAUGUUCCUUUGCCAAAUUAUUGUUAUCAAUAUGCCUGUAAAUCAUUUGCUGACAAUAUUUUUUUAAAUGAAAUUGAAAAUUAUAAUAAUAUAUUUAAAAAUCAAAAAAAUUCAGAAGAAUUAAAAUUUGCAUACUUUAUUUUUCAAAAUCCAAAGACUGUUUGGUAUAAUAGAAUAUGUCCAUUUAGAAUUUCAGCAAAAAAUGAUACUGUAAUCUGGUGUAGUGAAUCAUCAUCUGAUUUUUAUGAAUAUUCAAUUAAUAAAGCUAAUUAUUUCAAGAAUAAAAAAAUGUUAUUUACAUAUAACAAUUCUCAUCCAAUUGAUGCACUAAAUGCUCCAUCUCAAACAAAUUUUGUUUUAAAAGUUUUUAUGAGCAUUGACAUUUUAAAUAAUUACACUUUAGGAUUUAAUCAUUUUAUUAAUACACAUUAUUUUCAUACUUCCCGAAUUAUUCUCCUUGAGUCAUAUAAAACAAAAGAAGAAAAAAAUGAAAAGAUAAAAAAAGUAUGGGAAUUUGUAAAAAAAUAUAAAAUAAAAAAUGUAACUAAAAUGGUACAUAAUGAAGUAAAAGAUACUUCUUUACCAGACUUAUGGAAAACAAAAAUUUAUUUAUUAAAAUGGAUGAUUAUUAUUAUGGAUUCUCAAGAUUUUUAA